AUCUUCAUUUCAGCCAUAUUUUCCUCGUGAAAUUCAAUUUCUCCCUCUCUUUCUGUCUUCCUUCCUAAUCUUAUUAUGUCAGAAGAUUCAAAGCCCGAUGUAAAGCCAGAUGCGGCAGGAUCUGGAGAACACAUCAAUCUCAAAGUAACGGGGCAGGAUGGCUCAGUAGUACAUUUCAAGAUAAAGAAGAACACUUAGUUCAAGAAGCUAAUGACGGCUUAUUGUGACAGACAGGGCUAUCAAAGGAAUGCCAUUAGGUUCAUAUUCGAUGGUACACAGAUACAAGAGGAUCAAACGCCAAUUGAUUUGGAUAUGGAAGACGAGGAUACCAUAGAAGUGUUCCAGGCGCAAACAGGAGGGGGCAGAGUUUAUUAAUAGCUAUACCUCUAAGCUCAUUCUCAUCUCCCUCUCUCUCUUUCUCUCUUUCUUUGAAAUCUCAACGAAACACCAAAACAGUAUAUGAACUUGCAU
This is a messenger RNA of Amphimedon queenslandica, 471 nucleotides long. Its product is annotated as small ubiquitin-related modifier 3-like. NCBI's taxonomy places the organism in Eukaryota, Metazoa, Porifera, Demospongiae, Haplosclerida, Niphatidae. The record is from RefSeq and is a predicted model, not a curated record. The transcript is spliced from 4 exons. Gene Ontology annotation, molecular function: protein binding.